GAGAUCAAAACAUUCAGAUGGCAGAUAACAGUUUUUCAGAUGGUGUUCCUUCAGAUGCCUUGGAGGCUGCUAAAAAUGCAAGUAACACAGAAAAGCUCACUGAUCAGGUGAUGCAGAAUCCUCAAGUUUUGGCAGCUUUACAGGAACGGCUUGACAAUGUCUCCCACACUCCUUCAAGUUACAUUGAGACUUUGCCGAAAGCCGUGAAGAGAAGGAUCAAUGCACUGAAGCAGCUGCAGGUGAGGUGCGCCCACAUAGAAGCCAAGUUCUACGAGGAGGUCCACGACCUGGAGAGGAAGUACGCCGCACUGUACCAGCCCCUCUUCGACAAGAGAAGGGAGUUCAUCACGGGGGACGUGGAGCCGACGGACGCGGAGUCGGAGUGGCACAGUGACAACGAGGAGGAGGAUAAAUUGGCUGGAGACAUGAAAAAUAAAGUAGUCCUAGCAGAAAAAGAAGCAGCAACAGGAGAGGAGCCAAACCCCAGAGGAAUUCCAGAGUUCUGGUUUACCAUCUUUAGAAAUGUAGAUAUGCUAAGUGAAUUAGUCCAGGAGUAUGAUGAGCCAAUCUUGAAGCACCUGCAGGAUAUUAAAGUGAAGUUUUCAGACCCUGGGCAGCCUAUGUCUUUUGUAUUAGAGUUCCACUUUGAACCCAACGACUACUUUACCAAUUCAGUCCUGACAAAAACAUACAAGAUGAAGUCAGAGCCUGAUAAGGCUGAUCCCUUUUCCUUCGAAGGUCCUGAAAUAGUUGACUGUGACGGGUGUGCUAUCGACUGGAAGAAAGGGAAAAACGUUACAGUCAAAACAAUCAAGAAGAAGCAGAAACAUAAGGGCCGAGGCACAGUGAGAACAAUUACCAAACAAGUUCCGAACGACUCGUUUUUCAACUUCUUCAGCCCGCUGAAAGCGUCUGGGGAUGGAGAAUCACUGGACGAAGACUCGGAAUUCACAUUAGCCUCUGACUUUGAAAUUGGACACUUCUUUCGUGAGCGGAUAGUCCCGCGGGCCGUGCUCUACUUCACAGGGGAGGCCAUAGAGGAUGACGACAACUUUGAAGAGGGUGAGGAAGGAGAAGAGGAGGAGUUGGAAGGUGACGAGGAGGGAGAAGAUGAGGACGAUGCCGAUAUUAACCCCAAGGUGUAAUUUUUGUCUGUUAUUCAUGCAUUUUUAGGUAAGGUGGAAUUCCAUUCAUUCCUAAUCCAAUCUUCUGAUCUGUGAUUUGUAACAGUGCCUUAUUGUGACUUGGUGGAUAGAGGGGAGGCUGCGGGGCAGGCACACUCCGCAUGUGUGAGGCUGAGCACAUGGCUUUCGGAAGAAUAGUAGUUUCACACAGGUGUCCGUUGUGUGUACUUCUAAAACUGAGCAUCAGAAACUACAUUUGGCUCCUGCUUCCUGAGCCCAGUGUUUGUUGCUGACCAAGUCAAAGGCGUGACUGGUGAGGCAUUUUUAUUGGGGACGGGCCUGCCCUCCAGGAAGAGCACAGAGCGCGAGGGCCCUGGGAGGUGGGCACUGUGUGGUCUUCAUGAAGACCGUGUUGUGGAUCAGCCGCACCCCGUGCAGUAGGAAGCAGCCGCUGUGCUCUUUCUUGACGUGUCUCUGUCGAUUGUUUCUGCUUCUUAAAGUCAGGUGUGGUGCGGACCGGUAGGUCGUAAAGGCCUACCUGAACUUUGAAUGUGCUGGAGUUAGUGCCCCCAAAAGCUGCAGUGUCUGUGUGGUGUGGUCCUGGGCAUUGUUGGGGUGCUCUGACCAGGUGGGGAUAGAGCUGGGUGCUGCCCACCCGGCACCCCUGCCCCCCAAGUCGUGGGCCAUUGCAACUCCGUUCCAGCGAUCAGCUCCCUCCCUCGUGGGACACUGUCCUCCCCGGGGCCCAGGGGCCGUGCUGAGAAGAUGCCACAGGAGGCAGGUGCCGUGAUGUUCAUCCCCGGGAAAUGGCAGGGGGUCCCGGGGGCUGUGCUGGGCAGCCCCAGCCGGUGCGUAGAGCAGGGCCCGUGAAAGCUGGAGCCUGAGCUCACUGCCGCAGCCGGCGUGCUGGUGCUGAUGGUCGUGCAGACCACAGGCGGGGGAGAGUCUCCGCGUGGCCUUCCUGUCUCGCUCUUGCGGGCUCGCUCUCCUAGAGAACUGAGCGGUAGCAUGGCUGCCUCCUGGCAAGGCAACGUCGUAACCAGAGGAGAUGAACAGACACCAUGGAUCCUGGGUGUUUAAGGAGUCGGGGCUGAUCUUUGACGUGCGUUCACGACAGUGUGUUCGAUUACUCUUGAUGCCCGCUGCCCCACUUGUCUGAAGAAUGUUCCCCGCAAGCCCCACUCUCCCGCCCUGCUAGUCACGGGGAAGCAUCCCUAACUUGUUCAGCCUGUCUUUCUAGGACAGGAGGACCCUCCUGUGGCGUAGCCACCAUGAGCAGCAUGGUACUGUAGCCCCUCAGUAGUGUCAUCAGAUCCUUGUCAGGGGCCCAGCCGCUCCGGUGCAGGGGUUCCCUCUGCGGUCAUACAGGCCCUUGGGCCCCGGCUUUGUGCCCCCGGGAAGCUGUGGUGGCCCGCUGUGUGCUUGGUGGCUUGUUUUCCCCCCUUCUUGGGCAGUUGUCCUCUGUUAAAACUUGGCCUUUAAAUGGCUCCAUGACAGGCAGGAUUUGGGCUGUUAGUUUGUGCCUUGGAAACACCCCACUCCUCUCCCAUGAUAUUCAGGGGUAUUGAGUGACCAAGCUGCCAUCAGACUUGGUGGCCUGAGACCAAGGAUGCCGGGGCAUAGUUGUAGUCCUGUUUUGGCCUGUGUCACAGGCUGAAAACCAGUGGUGUCUUGUUGCUAAAAUUCACGUCAGAAGCUUCGGGGUUCUGUGUUGACUUUACAGCCUAGGACUUGUGUCCAUGCGGAUGCUGUCCCCAGAGGUGGGGCCGCUUGCCUGCCUGCCGGGAGCUCUCAGUGAGGUCCCGUUGCCUCCAGCAGGCUUUAUCCCCCAGGCUACUGAAUGUACUUUAAACAAAUGGGUAAUAUGUUCUCCUGGUUAAAAAUAAGCAUAUGAAGGGCGCCUGGGUGGCUCAGUCGGUUGAGCGACUGCCUUCGG
Leptonychotes weddellii (Weddell seal) is the source of this 3060-nucleotide messenger RNA. NCBI's taxonomy places the organism in Eukaryota, Metazoa, Chordata, Mammalia, Carnivora, Phocidae. The record is from RefSeq and is a predicted model, not a curated record.